AUGGAUACGGCUACCAAGCAGUACACUGGUAUGAACGACCAUGGCGACCAUAUUGACACCGGUAUCGGCGGAAAACGACUCGUCAGUAGCCAUACACCGCCACCUGGAACCUUCACAGAUAUCCCAAUCAUUGACCUUUCUGACGCUGCAUCACCAGCGCUUGAGUCACGCAGGGAAAUUGCCAAGGCUAUCCAUCAUGCCUGCGUCAAUGUCGGUUUCUUCUACAUCAAGAACCACGGCGUGCCACGGGAUAUUAUUGAGGGCUGCCACAAGGAGGCACAUCGCUUCUUCCAUGAGCUCUCGCUCGAAGACAAGAUGGAGCUAGAUAUGAAGAAGAACAAGGAGUUUUACGGAUAUGCGCCGAUUCAGACACAAAUGCCACCAGGCGCGAGCAAGAAGCGCGUCUUUGAGUCUGUCAACUUCGGUUACGAACCGACCAUGGACCUAGGGGCAACAGGCACCGAAGACAACGGCCCAUCCUUCUGGCCACCAGAAGACAAGCUUCCUGGUUUCAAGCACAACAUCGGGCUGUACUACUCUGAAGUCAUGGCUCUCUCGCGCCGCCUUCUCCACCUGUUCGCCUUAGGGCUGGAUCUCGAGGAGGAAUACUUUGACCAGUUCUGCAAGAAGCCCGGCGUGCUGCUGAAGCUGAAUCACUACCCCGCUGCCAUACCGGAAAGCCAGGAUACGGCGGGUAUACAUGCGCAUAGCGAUUUCGAGGGGUUCACUAUCCUGUGCCAAGACGAGGUGAAGAGUUUGGAAGUGCUGAGCAAAGAUGGGCAUUGGAUCCCGGUGGACCCUAUUCCAGGCACGUUUGUUGUUAACAUCGGAGAUGCGAUGAGCAUGUGGACCAACGACCUCUUCCUUUCCACUAUCCAUCGAGCUUACAACAAGGAGGGUAAAGCUCGGUAUUCCAUCCCUUUCUUCUUUGGUGCUGACUACGAUGCUGUGAUGGAAACGUUGCCGAGUUGUGUUUCGGAGGACAGGCCAGCCAAGUAUAAGCCAAUCACGGCAGGGGAGCAUGUGAAGAUGAAGCUAAAUAAGACAUACCCGAAGACUGCCCAAGUCUGA
Molecule: messenger RNA, 1071 nt
Organism: Pseudomassariella vexata
Lineage: Eukaryota; Fungi; Ascomycota; Sordariomycetes; Amphisphaeriales; Pseudomassariaceae
Exons: 3
Coding region: 1-1071 (356 amino acids)
Molecular function (GO): dioxygenase activity
Source: RefSeq, a predicted model, not a curated record